Messenger RNA from Centruroides sculpturatus (bark scorpion), 864 nucleotides. RefSeq lists its product as uncharacterized. The transcript has 3 exons. The record is from RefSeq and is a predicted model, not a curated record. Bases 19 to 864 code for a protein of 281 amino acids. NCBI's taxonomy places the organism in Eukaryota, Metazoa, Arthropoda, Arachnida, Scorpiones, Buthidae.
UUCACAGCUUGGUAUCAUAUGUUGAUCCAUCCUGCACAAGGUGAAUAUGCAUUGUGUCUUGGAUUGUUUGACGUAUUUCAAGAUGAUGCCAUAUUAAUGAAAAUCUUUAUCGUUGUAAUGUACUUGUCUUAUUCGAUCAGUUUGACCUUUAUCAGCCACAACAAGAUCGAUCUGAUUACGAAAUUACGAAACGAAAGGUUGUAUGAAACAAUGGUUGUCCAGAAUAAUACUCUAGUAAGAAAAAUUUCUCUGUAUGUUUCAUUCAUCGCCAUAUUAUUAACCAUCGUUUUUCAAAUUGUCAACCUGAAUGUUUAUUAUCCGGCUUUUGAAAAAAAGCAACACUUUCAAUUUGAAGCUCUAAUAUGCACUGUUAAAUGUGGAUUUGUAUCGACUUUAACUAUAGGAGGCAUGACACAUGGUAUACUGUUGGUUGCUUUAGUCAUACGUGUUUCUUACAGAGAGUUUGAAGAACUUUGUUCGGAGUUCUGCAUAAUAAGGAGACGUGACAGAAAUCUAAGAAAAAAAUUACAAGAUUUGAUGAUCCGUCACCAAGAAUUGUGGAAUUUUAUAAAUCAGUUAAACACAAAAUUCGGUAUGAUUUUGGAAGUUAUUUAUUUCGGAACGAUUUGGGGAACGAGCUUUUUGUAUUACGCUUAUUUGUAUAUUCAUAUGCAUGGGAUUUUAAGAAUUUGGAUAUUCAUGCUGAUGAUUGGUCUUUCGUUUGUCUGCAUUAUAUGUGGCUGUUUUCUAUGCUGCAUUGCUUUCACGAUGCAAAACGGAUUUCAAGACAUUCGGCAAUUUUCAACUUGUGAUUUGGAUUUGCGACAAAAACUAAAAGUUAUUUUGGAUUUUUUUUUUUUUUAA